AUGGAAACCUGCGUUCUGAUACCUAAAGAGUUUUCUCUGGUUCAUGCUAACGAUCAGUCCAUCCACAAGGGUCUCUUCAAGAAUGAUUCAGGAAGCCUAAUCACGGACGUCCGGAUAUCUGUUUGGUCGAAUGUACUUAUCCCGUCAGGGACGUUGAUUUAUCCCUUUCAGGGAUCCAUUCGAUUUGACAAGAUUGACCUCUAUUCUCUCCUUGAUGAUAACGAUAUCAGACGCGAAUAUGGGUGCUACGAUGAAGUAUUCCUUUCAAACUAUAGCCUUAACAAACGCCAAUGCAAUUGGAUAAGAUUCCUUCGAAUCGUGCAGACUUACAACGAGCAAGUAAACUUAAUCGGUACCAAAGUAAAAGGGGAUCCAAUUUUUGAGGUAAUAAAAAAUGUUCAACCGGAUACUGAAUUGGUGGCAUGGUUUCUUCCUACGGCAGAGCGAGAUUUUGUUUUUAUAUCACAUGAUAUGUGUUCGAGAUCCGCUUUGUAUAGAUGCACGAUCGACUCUAUUUUAAAUGAGUCUCCAUUAGACUUGUCCAUGGCACUUCUUUCUCAACACGUGCCAUCUGCAAUUCCACAUCCGUAUUACGAAGUUGAUGAAUACGAGUCGACAUCCGAAGAGUCUUCUUCAUCAACAUUAUCUCUGGCGGGAGAUCAUUUGGACUGUAGUAUUCUGACUACAAUUAAGAGAGGUGAAAGGCUUCUACUACCGUGCGAAGUUUGUGGGAAAUCUUUCGACAGACCUUCCCUGCUAAAACGCCACAUGAGAACACAUACAGGAGAGAAACCGCAUGUUUGUGUGGUAUGCACCAAGGGUUUCUCGACUUCGAGCUCUUUAAACACGCACAAACGGAUUCACAGUGGUGAAAAACCUCAUCAGUGCCUUGUUUGCGGUAAGAAGUUCACGGCCUCUUCCAAUUUGUAUUACCAUCGCAUGACUCAUAUCAAGGAGAAACCACACAAGUGUUCUCAGUGCUCCAAAUCGUUUCCGACGCCUGGGGACCUUAAGAGUCACAUGUAUGUACAUAAUGGAUUAUGGCCAUUCAAGUGCCAUGUAUGUAGUCGGGGUUUUAGUAAACCGACUAACCUAAAAAAUCACAUGUUACUACACUUAGGUAGGUGUUCUAACAAGAAAAUCGCUAAAUCUAUCUCUGAUUAUUAA
This is a messenger RNA of Dufourea novaeangliae, 1167 nucleotides long. RefSeq names its product zinc finger protein 43-like. The transcript is spliced from 6 exons. Gene Ontology annotation, cellular component: nucleus. NCBI's taxonomy places the organism in Eukaryota, Metazoa, Arthropoda, Insecta, Hymenoptera, Halictidae. The record is from RefSeq and is a predicted model, not a curated record. The coding region runs from base 1 to 1167 and encodes 388 amino acids.